AGUACAAAUAGGGUCGGUGAAACUCGUGACGGUGGUAGAGAUAUAGUGGUGUUACGGUGAUACGGUGGUACUAUUCUACCAUCAGCAAUUAGGGACUGUGCUAAGUGAAACUCUGACGGUGCUAAGUGGUACUGUGGUAUAGUGGUACUCUGGGACUACCACUGGGAUACAGUGGUAUAGCGGUGGUGCUCUGGAACUGCCAUCACCGACAGUGAUGUCGGCGUGCGUGGUGGAGGAGGGUCGGGAGGAGGGGGGUGGCGUGGACGAGGUGCCGGAGCGGCCGCGUCGGGAGGUGCUGCUCAGCGCGCGGGGCCGCCGCGCCUGCUCCGAGCAGGGCCCGCAUGCGCCGCAUCUACAGUCACACGGGACGUCGCACCUAUGGGGCUCUAACAGCUCCAAGAAGGGCUGGAGUCGCAAGCGCACGUCGGCGCCGCAGAUGGGCAACACGCAGGGCUCCAUGCCGCGCCUCGGCCUCGUGCUGCGCUCGCGCCGCAGCUGGCCCGUCGCACCGCAGUCGUAUCGCAGAAAAUAUGCUUUGUCACAACAAGAAACGCAGAGGCAUAUAUCAGCGAUGAAUGAUUUACUUGAAGUGACUCGUUAUAAUGAGGAACGGGUUUACUCUUUAUUGAGAGUCAACGGUUCCUCAGACAAAGCAGAAGGUACAUACUGA
Messenger RNA from Aricia agestis (brown argus), 670 nucleotides. RefSeq lists its product as uncharacterized. The record is from RefSeq and is a predicted model, not a curated record. The transcript has 4 exons. Lineage: Eukaryota; Metazoa; Arthropoda; Insecta; Lepidoptera; Lycaenidae. The coding region runs from base 215 to 670 and encodes 151 amino acids.